Cryphonectria parasitica EP155 is the source of this 1146-nucleotide messenger RNA. RefSeq names its product putative quinone oxidoreductase. The coding region runs from base 109 to 1146 and encodes 345 amino acids. The transcript has 2 exons. Gene Ontology annotation, molecular function: oxidoreductase activity, acting on NAD(P)H. The record is from RefSeq and is a predicted model, not a curated record. NCBI's taxonomy places the organism in Eukaryota, Fungi, Ascomycota, Sordariomycetes, Diaporthales, Cryphonectriaceae.
AGAAACCUUAGAACUCAUAUUUCCACAGACAAGCAACAAUCAGCCUACUCUUAACAUUAUUAUCAACACCACACUUACAAUAUACUACUCUCACCCAAGCUAACAAUCAUGUCGACAAUGCAGCGUCUCGAAGCCACCAAGCAAGGAGGCCCCUUGACCCUCGUCACCAUUCCCAAGCCCACCCCCAACGACCACGAAGUCCUCAUCCGUACCAAAGCCGUCGGUCUCAACCCAGUCGACGGGAAAUCCCUGUACUACGGCGUCGCCAUCGAAUCCUGGCCCGUCGUGCUGGGCCUGGAAAUUGCAGGCGUCGUCGACUCGGUCGGCCCGGCUGUCACGAGUUUUCAGCCUGGGGACGAGGUGUUUGCCUGGUCGAGUCGGUUCGGACUCGGCGCCAAGGGCGCGGCCUUCCAGGAGUUUGUAGUGGCUUUGGAUAGCAGCGUGGCCAAAAAACCUGCUUCGUUGACCUUGGAGGAGGCUGCCUCGAUCCCGAUCGGUUUCGUCACCGCUACAUCAGCCAUAGUUGUCGGCCUCGGAGUCCCCCUCCCAGGCCUGGGAACCACCAAGCUCGACCAAGCCACAGCCCCCAAAUCCGUCCUCGUCCUCGGCGGCAGCUCCGCCGUCGGAGGCCACGCCAUUCAGCUCCUGCGCAGGGCCCUCGGCACGUCUGCCACCAUCGUCGCGACCAGCUCUCCGCAGCACCAUGGCUUCCUGACCAAGGAGCUGGGCGCCUCAACCUGCAUCGCCCGCGCCGACCAGAGCAACGUCGACAUCCUCAAAGGAACCACCCCUGGAGGUGCCGGGUUCGAUGCUGUCCUUGACUGUGUCGGGGCUGUGGUGGAGCAGCCGCAGAUUCUCGAGGCGUUGCGGGCCGACGGGCCCAAGUUGUUCUCAGAGGUCGUCACGGGUCUUGCGGAGGUCUCUGUGCCGCAGGGGACGAAGCAUGCCAAGGUGCUGGGGAUGCAGGUGUUCCAGACGGACGGAGGGGCUGACGUAAUAUCGUAUGCCACUAAACUGCUGGAGAGCGGGGAGCAGAAGUUGCCUGUUAAGAUUGAGGUUGUGGGGACGGGCCUGGAUGCUGUAGAGGGAGGAAUCCAGAAGUUGAUGAAGGGGGUUAGUAGAACCAAGAUGGUUGUGACUAUUUGA